GCCCCGCCCCUCGCCGCCGCCGCCGCCUCGCCGGCCAUGAGGCCCCGCCGGCGCCCCAGCGCGGCCCUGCGUCCCGGCUGCUGAGCCUCCGCUCUCCCCUGCCACCACCAUCGCCCUCUCCGCCAUCCCCUCCCCGCCCGGGCGGGGACCCCCCCUUCGCUCCCCUCCCUCCUCACAGCCGCCGCCAUGUUGGGCCGGGAGCCGCAGCGGGGCCGCCACUGAGCCCCGGAGCCUGCGAGGCGGAGGAGGAGGCGGAGGAGGAGGCGGAGGAGGAGCCCGGGGCCCGGCCGCCCCGCAAAGCCCAACCGGCCGGCCGCCCAGCCGCAGCCAUGGCGGAGCAGACCUACUCUUGGGCAUAUUCCCUUGUGGAUUCCAGUCAAGUGUCUACCUUCCUGAUUUCCAUUCUCCUCAUAGUCUACGGCAGUUUCAGGUCUCUUAACAUGGACUUUGAGAAUCAAGACAAAGAGAAAGACAGUAGCAGCACAGCUGGGUCUUUUAAUGGCAACAGCACCAAUAACAGUAUUCAAACCAUAGAUUCUACCCAGGCAUUGUUCCUGCCGAUCGGAGCGUCUGUGUCUCUCCUAGUUAUGUUCUUCUUCUUUGAUUCAGUUCAAGUUGUCUUUACAAUAUGCACAGCAGUCCUUGCAACAAUAGCUUUUGCUUUCCUUCUGCUCCCGAUGUGCCAGUACUUAACACGGCCUUGUUCACCUCAAAACAAGAUUUCCUUUGGCUGCUGCGGGCGUUUCACUGCUGCUGAGCUGCUCUCAUUUUCUCUGUCUGUGAUGCUUGUCCUUAUCUGGGUCCUGACUGGCCACUGGCUCCUUAUGGAUGCUCUGGCUAUGGGCCUGUGUGUUGCAAUGAUAGCCUUUGUUCGGCUGCCCAGCCUGAAGGUUUCCUGCUUGCUACUCUCGGGGUUACUAAUUUAUGAUGUCUUUUGGGUCUUUUUUUCUGCCUACAUCUUUAACAGCAACGUGAUGGUGAAAGUGGCCACACAACCAGCUGAUAAUCCCCUGGAUGUUUUAUCCCGGAAGCUUCACCUGGGACCAAAUGUGGGUAGAGAUGUUCCCCGUCUGUCCCUGCCUGGUAAACUUGUAUUCCCAAGUUCCACAGGCAGCCACUUCUCCAUGCUGGGGAUCGGAGAUAUUGUGAUGCCAGGUCUUCUGCUCUGCUUUGUCCUGCGUUACGAUAACUACAAGAAGCAAGCCAACAGCGAUUCCUGUGGUGCCCCAGGACCAGGGAACAUCUCUGGCCGUAUGCAGAAGGUCUCUUACUUCCACUGCACACUUAUUGGCUAUUUUGUAGGUCUACUAACGGCAACAGUAGCUUCUCGCAUUCACCGGGCAGCCCAGCCUGCCCUCCUCUAUUUGGUACCUUUCACUUUAUUGCCGCUCCUCACCAUGGCCUAUUUAAAGGGUGAUCUACGUCGCAUGUGGUCUGAGCCUUUCCACUCCAAGUCCAGCAGCUCCCGCUUCCUGGAAGUAUGAUGGAACGGAUAGGAAGUGACCUGAACUUCUGCCUUGGUCCUUUUCACUUUAACUCAUGGCUUUGUAGUCUCCUGAAGCUGGACUGGCUGGUGCUUGGGAAGGUACCACUGACGGGACUUGUAUGAAAGGACUUUGCAUUAAAAGGAGGAAAAGUAAAAAGCAAAGAUCCUGGAGCUCUGUGCGGCUCCAUUGUCUCCCUGCAGCUGUGGACCUGGGGACCCUUUGUGCAACUGCAGCCACUUUCCUCUUUUCCUCACUCGGAUGGAUUAGUACCAGACUAUUACCUUUGUGAGAGAGGAAGAGACAGACUUGAAACUGAAAACGGCUUGAAGUCGUUCAAAAACUUGUGAACACUAAAAGAAACCACAGUGAAGCAACUGAAGCUUCUCCAGAGAACCCCUCGUGGACACUGGGACCAGUUUCCUGCUGGACUUUGGGUUUGAAAAGAACUGCGACAGAAACUCUUCUGUCACCAUACUGGGUUUUUUUGAUCUAUUAAAUAUUUCCUGUGGUGUGAGGUUACUUAUUAAAUCCACAGACAUGGAGUGACUUCUUGCAGUAUACAUAUAAAACUUUGUUGUAACAAGUUACAUUUCCACCCAGAUGUCAUGUUUGCAGUGAAAAAGGGCACGAUUUUUAUACAUAUAUAUAUACACACAUAUAGAUAUAUAUAUGAAUAAAUAAAAAGGAAAACCUGCUAAGAUCAUGCUAUGUAGCAGACAGGGGCUUGCUGUAAUUUUUAGCAUGUAGAGCAGUUUACUCUGGCUUUCUUGUCUAUGGAUCUCCGAUGAGCUGCUGUUCCCCCCUCCCUACAACUGAACCUGCAGUUCCAAACCCAGUGUAGUGUUUGUACCGGUUGUACUCAUGGACUCCAGGGGAUAUUUGAUUUUGAUCAAUGUAGCAAACCAGGGAAGCGAAACUUUCAAACCCAGCCCUGUUGGGGGGGGGGGGGGUGGUUUUUUCCUUUUGUUUUCUUUUUCCAUGUUUCUGUUUCUGCCACCGACCCCGUGCAGGUUUUUGGUAGCUUCCUCCUGCCCCGGUGCAUGUAUUAUAGCAGCAGUCGUCUUUGUGCUUUCUCAUCCUAGUGAUGUAUCACUUGUAAAUACAUCUUUUCUAUUUUCUA
Molecule: messenger RNA, 2607 nt
Organism: Neopsephotus bourkii (Bourke's parrot)
Lineage: Eukaryota; Metazoa; Chordata; Aves; Psittaciformes; Psittacidae
Gene: SPPL3
Product: signal peptide peptidase like 3
Exons: 11
Coding region: 330-1484 (384 amino acids)
Biological process (GO): membrane protein proteolysis
Cellular component (GO): cytoplasmic side of endoplasmic reticulum membrane; lumenal side of endoplasmic reticulum membrane; Golgi-associated vesicle membrane
Molecular function (GO): aspartic endopeptidase activity, intramembrane cleaving
Source: RefSeq, a predicted model, not a curated record